GCCGUGGCUCCCUGUCUGAUGAACAUGGUGGUGUUGUGUCAGUUUUGUCCAAACAAGCUGCAGCUCUCACCAAAGACCCAACAGACUCUGCGACUGUGUGCCUGGAAUCUGAGUCAGGGAACAUUCUGGUGAGGAGUCAUGGGACCAUCACAGUGGCAGUUCACAAGAUAGCAUCUUGAAGACCACACGACUCACUGGGGAGUUUUAUUGUGAAGAAAUGUACAUGCGAACACACACGAUUAUAAUCACACAAUUUGAAUGAACUUAUGUUUGCAAACAAAAUCUGGAAUUUCUAUUUAUGUUGUGUUUCAUCCCACAUUUAAACAUGCUUGCUAAUUUUCUAAUACCUAAAGUGUGGUGAUUAUUAUUAUUUAUACACAUACCAAUCUGUCAGUAAUGCUAUUUUAUUGCCAUGUAAAGAUUAGGCCCUGAAUCAUGUUAUGUCCAGCCACAUUAAUUCUUUUGUGUGUCUUUUGUUCACAUCUAUAUCCUUCAAUCCAAUCCAACCGAAUACUCUAAAUAAAAUUUAACUUGA
Micropterus dolomieu (smallmouth bass) is the source of this 535-nucleotide messenger RNA. RefSeq names its product late endosomal/lysosomal adaptor, MAPK and MTOR activator 5 (gene lamtor5). Gene Ontology annotation, cellular component: cytoplasm; Ragulator complex; lysosome. Gene Ontology annotation, biological process: positive regulation of TORC1 signaling; cellular response to amino acid stimulus. Gene Ontology annotation, molecular function: guanyl-nucleotide exchange factor activity. The record is from RefSeq and is a predicted model, not a curated record. NCBI's taxonomy places the organism in Eukaryota, Metazoa, Chordata, Actinopteri, Centrarchiformes, Centrarchidae.